AUGGAGACUAGGGUCGCUGGAAUGGCAGACGAUGUGGCUGCAAUUCGACAAUACUGGGGAUCAGAGCAGGAAUACAGCCACAAUGAACUGUUUGCAAUUGCUCAGAGUCAAUGGGAGCGUGAGCAUCGCAACGGCGGUGAUGCUGCGAGGGAGUUCGUGCUGCAGAUCGUGGCGAAUCGACUGGAAGAACAGCUUCUGGCGUGGCUGUUACAGUCUCAGGUCGAUGAUACGAUCGAAGAUAUCCAAAAGUUACUGACUGUUUGCUUGCAUCCAUACUGUGCGGAGAACGGGUUGGAACUUGUAGAGAUGAUGCUGGAUACGUUGGUGACGGCGGCAGUUGUCCGAGCUGCUGCUUGUGACUGCAGUGCGGAAAACCGGAUGCGACAAAUUGACGAGAUUCGAGACGAGGUGGAAGCAAAAUUGCCGACAACAAGUCGGGCUCGUGAUGCGUUACGUGCACUGGCGAAUCGCGUUGGUAACGGUGACGAGGUAGAUAUUUGGACCACGUUUUCGGAUCUCCCCAAUGUGCUGGAAGCUGGACUGUUUAAUUCACAAAGUGCUCGAGCAUUGAUGGAUGAAGCAGAACAAGUUAUCUUGCUGCAGCAAGCUGAGUUGGAAGCUACACGAGGGUCGAGCGGAGAUCGUGCCGGUGUGGAGGCGGGGGAAGGACGACUAAUCGCAUCGGAUAUGCUUUGGAAUCUCGCAAAGCGGUCAGGGCGGUUGGUUCAAUCCAAGGCUGAUCAAAGUGGUGUUCACCGUGAUUGUCACGCACUUUCGAACACCACAAUCGAUGUCGUGGAAAAUAUGGAGGAAUUGGAGGCGUAUCUAAAAGCAAAACCGAAUAAGGGUCAGUCUUGUAGCAGCAACUGUUUCCCCGAUCUAGUCUCUAGCGAUGAGGAUGCGGAUCCUUCUGCCAUUGGAUUACUCUCAGGUGUUCACAUUUCAUCUGACAAGAAGGAGUUUGUCACUGAUGACGUUAUUGAAAGGGCUGUCGAUGAGCUUUCUGCGAUGGAAAAUCUUGAUGUGAUCUCCGUUCAGACGUCGUUUCUUCUAAGUUUGCAAAUGCGUCUAAGGUUUCAUUUCCUAGAUCGAUUUGAAUCCACAAACGAUGAACUUGUGCGACGGAUCAGAUCUGUAUUCAAUCGCCUUACGGGCAAGGCUCCCGAUUCGAAGCAUGUUGCGUCGCUGACUAUUCUAGCUGCAUUUUGUCCCACGCAAGUCGUUGGACAGUGCAUUCUCGGUGCUCGGGCAGGCGUUCUACAUCAAAACUUGUAUGUACAGGUGCUACGGGCAUCGCCCCUGCUCCUGGAAUGGAUUGACGGUGUUUCAGAUGGGUGCGAGACGAUGUUUGAGUGCGAGCUUCAGCAGGCUGUGCUUGAUGUUUGUAGCGGCCAAAACAAUUUCGAUCGAGAGAGCCAGAAUUUGAUUUCGUUUCUUCAAUCUGUUGUGGAAAUCCCGAAAAGAAGUUCUGUACAACAGAAAGCUUCAGUGAUGACGGUCAGUAGGCUUGUCGAUAAAGUGAUAAAUCCUGUUUGCUGUCGCACCAGUGCAAGCGCGCAGAUAGAGCUCAAUCUAUACACACUCGUCCAGCGUUUAUUUCAACACUUUGUAACGACCAACGCGUUCGCGGACUCUGAUCAUGCUGUCUUGCAGAAUUCGUUCCAGCUGGUUCUAGGAGUGUUUUGCACUUGUGAUGCUAUUGACCUGACAUUGAGGGUACACGUUCGCGAGAAAUUGCUUCUGCUACUGAAGAACAUCAUGGAGUUGAUGCCUGGGGCUGCGUCGAUAGCCAUGCCGGAGCAGCUGAAUACACCGCUCCUUCCGUCGCUGUGGACUCUGUUGCACCUCUUCUAUGGCGAUAUGGUCAAUCACAAAUUCUGCAAUGGCUGGGAUGAUGUUGUACUCGUCAAAGCGUACAUGCAGGCAAAAUCAAUCGACGAUUCACAUGCUGCUUUGCCACUACACGUACGGAGUGUGGUUUCUGCAGUCCAAGUAUUGCUUUGGGAACUGCUCUGGAAUUCGACACUUUUGAUAAAGCCGAGUCCGGUGUUUUCCAAUGCCGAAACGUGGAGUCUUAUGGACGCUAUUGCUGGAUUUGAUUUAUUUGAAAUCGACUCUGGCGUUUGUGCGAUCAAAGGGUCUCUCUUAAUCCAUCAUGCGGUUGGAAACAUUGUGCUCGAGUGUGGUGGUGUCGUCUUCGAAGAACUGCUUGGUAGAAUUAUUCCGCACCUGUUGAAGUAUGAGUCAAAUGAGCCGAACGCCGCUUUAAAAGACAGUCUUCAGUUACCCAAGUGGGCUAUCGAAAAGCUGUUCGAGCGAUCAAAAGGUGAGCUGCACAUUCCGUGUCAGCUUGUGUCGACUCACUUCGAAAUGCGCUACGUUGCAACAUGCUGGUAUCUCCUGUGUGCAGCUCGAGAGCUAGUUGCGACAACGCCCGCGCUAAUAUUGCAAUCCCUCAGCAAUGUUCUAGCCGCUCACGAUCGAGCUGUCUCAUCUUCCCAAAGAUCACUGUCAGGGACGUUAUUUUGUAUUCAGUGGCUGAGCUUCUUGGCGUCGACCGUAGUUGAGCUACAACUGGACAGGAUGCCAGCAUGGCCUACUCUUCGAAUACAGCUUGAGCUGUUGCUGCUGCGGUUGUUGCACCACCUGGAGCAAUUGAAAGGAGUAUCGGCGAGUGAAGCACAAUUUAGCCAGGGUUUCGUAGCGGCAUGGCUGGCGUACCUACCUCCUCGUCAGUUCGAGAAUGUUUUUGGUUUUGUAGCGAGCAGGACGACAAGUUAA
Molecule: messenger RNA, 2781 nt
Organism: Peronospora matthiolae
Lineage: Eukaryota; Oomycota; Peronosporomycetes; Peronosporales; Peronosporaceae
Source: the annotation of a GenBank genome assembly